AUGCCGCCCACAGAGUCUAUUGGAUGUUUUGAAUAUCAGCUGAAGCUCCGCGACUUCAUUGCAAUUGACGCGGUUCUACAAAAUCGAAAGCAGAACUUCCCGUUCCGCUCCCCAUCCGCUUCCAACCCAUCAUCACGCCCUCUCUCCAAUGCCAACCCCCCACGUUCUCGCACCGCCUCAUCAUCCAGUACUUGGAGUGCUCGCCGUCGAGACCUCAAACCAAGCGCUAGACGACAUCACGCCUUCACUGGUCGACAAGAGUACAUUGUGGACUUGUAUGGAAGCCCUUGUCGACGUGUCGUCCGUCCUCAUCCUCUCAUAGCCACGUCAUCGCCUAAAGUUCCCGUUCUGCCGCCCAAUCCACCAUCGUGCCCUUUCCUAUGCCCACCCCACGUUCUCGCACUGCCUCACCACCCUGACACACAAAGCACGCUAGACGCCAUCGCAUUAACACUGGUCGACAAAAGGUUGAUUGUGCGCUUGUAUGGAAAGUAUCGCAACAGCCCGUGUCAACGUGUCGUCUGUCCUCAUCCACUCAAACCCACGUCGCCAUCGCCAUCGCUCGCCAAACCGUCGUCACCACCUCCCAUUGGUCUGCUGACCAACGCGAUCUUGUCAAAUGUAGUCGCUAUUCGUGUAGUUAGCGACUUCAGCGCGUCACAGUCCUCUACGCUGCCCAAACCUCGGAGUAGGGCUGUUUAG
Molecule: messenger RNA, 702 nt
Organism: Laccaria bicolor S238N-H82
Lineage: Eukaryota; Fungi; Basidiomycota; Agaricomycetes; Agaricales; Hydnangiaceae
Exons: 7
Coding region: 1-702 (233 amino acids)
Source: RefSeq, a predicted model, not a curated record